This is a messenger RNA of Platichthys flesus (European flounder), 6312 nucleotides long. It is a transcript of the gene cdc42bpb, whose product is annotated as CDC42 binding protein kinase beta (DMPK-like). The transcript has 38 exons. Gene Ontology annotation, cellular component: cytoplasm; cytoskeleton. NCBI's taxonomy places the organism in Eukaryota, Metazoa, Chordata, Actinopteri, Pleuronectiformes, Pleuronectidae. Gene Ontology annotation, molecular function: protein serine/threonine kinase activity; ATP binding. Gene Ontology annotation, biological process: peptidyl-threonine phosphorylation; actomyosin structure organization. The record is from RefSeq and is a predicted model, not a curated record. The coding region runs from base 452 to 5743 and encodes 1763 amino acids.
AGGGUUCAGCCAUAUUCCCCGGAGCAGCUCCACCGGCUGUCGGCUCCGAACUGACCCGAGACCUGCUAAUCCUCCACCGGCCGCUCUCCCGGUUCCGACGGACAUUUUAAACAAGGCCGCGCUCGGCCCGCAGCUCCCGGACACGUCACUGACAGCGAGCGGCGGACAUGGAGCCGAGGACCUGAGUCCAGAUUUACGGGAUUAGACCGGAUGUGGAGCGCGGAGCGACGCGGGCCUGCAGCCUGAGCGGCUCUUAGCGCGACGGAACCCGGCAGAGACACCGACACGCAGCGGCUCAAAAUGUCCUUCCCCCGGAGCUAACGAGCUAGUUGCAGCUAGCAGCCUGCGCUCGGGCCACUCGGCAGGAAGCGGCCCCGACACUCGGACCCCAUCGGCCGGGGCUUGUCGUCGGAGAGGCAGCGGGAGCGGCGGGCGCUCGUCCCGGGCCAGGAUGUCGGCUCAGGUCCGUCUGAAGCGGCUGGAGGAGCUGCUGCUGGAGCAGCCAGGGGCCGGAUGUGUGAGCGUGGAGGCGCUGCUCGACCUGCUGCUCUGCCUCAGCUCCGAGUGCUCCAGCGGGCCAAUGAAGAGGGAGAAGCACAUCACCGACUUCCUGGAGUGGGUGAGACCCUUCACCACCACAGUGAAGGACCUGAGGCUGCACAGGGAUGAUUUUGAGAUGCUGAAGGUGAUUGGACGAGGAGCUUUUGGAGAGGUUGCAGUGGUGAAGAUGAAACACACAGAGAGAGUUUACGCCAUGAAGAUCCUCAACAAGUGGGAGAUGUUGAAGAGAGCAGAGACUGCGUGUUUCCGUGAAGAGCGUGACGUCCUGGUGAAAGGAGACAGUCAGUGGAUCACCACUCUGCACUACGCCUUCCAGGACGACAACUACCUGUACCUGGUAAUGGAUUACUACGUUGGUGGAGACCUGCUGACUCUGCUCAGUAAGUUUGAGGAUCGUCUUCCGGAGGACAUGGCGAAGUUCUACGUGGCAGAGAUGGUUCUCGCCAUCCAUUCCAUCCACCAGCAGAACUACAUCCACAGAGAUAUUAAACCUGACAACGUCCUGCUGGACGUCAACGGUCACAUCCGUCUGGCCGACUUCGGAUCCUGCCUCCGCAUGAUGGAGGACGGCACGGUCCAGUCCUCGGUGGCGGUGGGAACUCCGGACUACAUCUCCCCUGAGAUCCUGCAGGCGAUGGAGGACGGGAUGGGACGCUAUGGACCUGAGUGUGACUGGUGGUCCCUGGGAGUCUGCAUGUACGAGAUGCUGUACGGAGAAACGCCGUUCUACGCAGAGUCGCUGGUGGAAACUUACGGAAAGAUCAUGAACCAUGAGGAGCGUUUCCAGUUCCCCUCCCACGUGGCUGACGUGUCAGAGGACGCCAAAGACCUGAUCCAGCGCCUGCUCUGCUCCAGAGAUCAUCGGAUCGGUCUGAACGGGAUCUCCGACUUCAAGAGCCACGCGUUCUUCACUGGGAUCAACUGGGACAACAUCCGGUCGGCUGAGGCCCCCUACAUCCCCGACGUGUCCUCGCCCACUGACACCUCCAACUUUGAUGUGGACGAAGAUGUCCUCAAGAACCCGGAGAUCGCCCCCCUAGUGUCUCACACUGGUUUCACUGGUCAGCACCUCCCCUUCGUUGGCUUCACCUACACCACCGACAGCUGCUUCUCCGACCGCAGCUCCGUCAGCGGGGCAGGGCACAGCCGCCGCCCGGAAACGGAAGGAGGGGUGGGGGGAGGUGAAGAGGUGGAGGCGUUUGAGAGGAGGAUCCGCCGUCUGGAGCAGGAGAAGCAGGAACUGAACCGAAAACUGCAAGAGUCGACUCAGGCGCUGCAGGCCCCGACUCGAGGAGGAACUCUGACCCGAGACAAAGAGAUCAAGAAACUGAACGAGGAGAUCGAGCGGCUGAAGAAGAAGCUGGCAGACUCUGAUAGGCUGGAGCACCAGCUGGAGGAGGCGGUCACACUCAGACAGGACUAUGAGAGCUCCGCCUCCAAACUGAAAAGUGUGGAGAGACAGGUGAAGACACUGAGACAAGAGAAGGAAGACGUCCAUAAGCAGCUGUCCGACUCUCUGGAGCGUCUGAGGAGUCAGACCAAGGAGUUGAAGGAAGCUCACUCUCAGAGGAAGUUGGCGGUGCAGGAGUUCUCAGAGCUGUCAGAGAGGAUGUCCGAGCUCCGGACCUCCAAACAGCGUCUGUCCCGUCAGCUCCGGGACAAAGAGGAGGAGAUGGACGCCCUCCUGCAGAAGAUGGAAGCCAUGAAACAGGAGAUCCGCAAGACCGAAAAGAACCGCAAGGAGCUGGAGGCUCAGCUGGACGACACCAAGGCCGAGGCCUCGAAGGAGAGGAAGCUGAGGGAGCACAGCGAGGUCUACUCCAAGCAGCUGGAGACGGAGCUGGAGAGCCUGAAGUCUCAGCAGGGUCGGGGAGUUGCCGUGGGGGGUGCAGAGUCUCAGCAGGAGCUGUCCCGUCUGAAGGCGGAGCUUGAUAAGAAGGUGUUGUUCUAUGAGGAGGAGCUGCUGAGGAGAGACUCCGCCCACUCCUCAGAGAUCAAGAACCUACGCAAAGACCUGCAGGAGUCUGAGGGGGCGCAGCUUGCUGCCAACAAGGAGCUGCUGCAGGUCCGAGACAAGCUGGACAAGGGCAAGAGGGACAGACAAACUGAGAUGGAUGAAGCUGUUGUGACUCUGAGGGAAAACUUUGAGCGAGAGAAAAAUUUGUUGACGGUAGAAAACAGGAAAAUGACAGUGGAGACGGACAAGUUGUGUGCGUUCGUGGACCAACUAACGGCUCAGAACCGUCAGCUGGAGGAUGAGCUUCAGGAUGUGUCCUCGAAGAGAGAGAGCGUCGCUCACUGGGAGGCGCAGAUCGCUGAGAUCAUCCAAUGGGUGAGCGAUGAGAAGGAUGCUCGAGGUUACCUUCAGGCUCUGGCCACCAAGAUGACGGAGGAACUGGAAACACUACGCAGCUCCAACCUGGGGACCAGACCUCUGGACCCGCUGUGGAAGAUGCGUCGCAGUCAGAAGUUGGACAUGUCGGCUCGUCUGGAGCUUCAGUCGGCGCUCGACGCUGAGAUCAGAGCCAAACAGCUGGUUCAGGAGGAGCUGCGCAAAGUCAAAGCUGCCAACAUCAACCUGGAGAGUAAGGUUAAGGAGUCGGAGGAGAGGAGCAGGGAGAUGGGGGAGCAGAUGGAGAAUCUGAAGAAGGAGAUGGAGGAGAGUGGUUCCCGCUCAGAUAAAGGUCUGAAGCUUCCGGAUUUCCAAGACUCCAUCUUUGAGUAUUUCAACACGUCACCUCUGGCUCCAGACCUGACCUUCAGAACCUCAGACUUAGACUCCACCCACCAGAUAUCAGAGACCACGCCCCCCUCCCCCUCAACCACAUCCGAACACGAGGAAGUUAAAGCAGCAUCAUUCCCAGCAAGCCCCUCCCUCACCUACCAGAGCUCAGCGAUGACCACACCAAAGCCCAAAGCUCAUCAGCUGAGCAUCAAGACGUUCUCCAGUCCAACUCAGUGCACACACUGCACCUCACUGAUGGUGGGACUCAUCCGCCAGGGCUAUGGCUGCGAAGUGUGUUCCUUCAUCUGUCACAUUUCCUGUAAAGACCACGCCCCCCUGGUCUGUCCAAUCCCAGCAGAACAGGCCAAGAGGCCUCAGGGCAUUGACGUGCAGAGAGGCAUCGGCACUGCGUACAAGGGAUACGUGCGGAUCCCUAAGCCCAGCGGAGUGAAGAAGGGCUGGCAGCGGGCGUUCGCUGUGGUCUCUGACUGCAAACUGUUUCUCUACGAUGUCCCAGAAGGGAAGUCCACGCAGCCGGGUGUGGUGGCCAGUCUGGUCCUCGACCUCAGAGAUGAGGAGUUCUCCGUCAGCUCUGUCUUGGCAUCAGAUGUGAUCCACGCCACCAGGAAAGACAUCCCCUGCAUCUUCAGGGUGACAUCAUCGCAGCUGAUUUCGCAGAUGUCGUCAGUGUCUCUGCUGGUCCUGGCAGAGAGUGAGCUGGAGAAGAAGAAGUGGGUCCGGAUCCUCGAGGGUCUGCAGAACAUCCUGACCAAGAACCUGCUGAAGAGCCAGCCAGUCCACGUUCUGCACGAGGCCUACGACGCGUCGCUGCCGGUCAUUAAGACCACGCUGUCCGCCGCCGUGCUCGAUCGAGAGAGGGUCGCUCUGGGAACAGAAGACGGACUGUUUGUGGUGGAGGUCACCAGAGACGUGAUCGUGCGAGCCGUCGACUGUAAGAAGGUUUCUCAGAUCGAUUUGAUCCCGAAUGAGAAGAUCGUGGCUCUGCUCUGUGGUCGGAAUCGUCACGUUCACCUUCUCCCCUGGGCGGUGCUGGAAGGCGCAGAGCCUGCCUUUGACUUUAAGCUGACAGAAACCAAAGGCUGCCAGGCUGUGACCACAGGGGUCCUCCGACCUGGGGGCCCCGCCUGCCUGCUGGCUGCUGUCAAACGCCAGGUUCAGUGCUAUGAGAUUACUCGUGCAAAGCCCCACCAUAAGAAACUGUGGGAGGUUCAGGCCCCCGGCGUGGUGCAAUGGUUGGGCAUGGUGAAGGAGCGGCUGUGUGUCGGGUAUCCUUCGGGCUUUGCUCUGCUGGCCCUGCAGGGCGAGUCUUCUCCCAUCAGCCUGGUGAGCCCUGGUGACCCGUCGCUGGCCUUCCUGGCCCAGCUGUCCCUGGACGCACUGCACGCCCUGGAGGUCGGAUCCAGUGAGCUGCUGCUCUGCUUCAGCCAGCUCGGCAUCUACGUGGACGGACAGGGCCGCCGGUCCCGGACCCAGGAGCUGAUGUGGCCGGCCACGCCCCUCGCUUGUAGCUCCAACUCGUCCCACCUGACGGUCUACAGUGAGUAUGGAGUGGACGUCUUCGAUGUACAAACCACUGAGUGGGUCCAGACAAUCUCCCUCCGCAAGAUCAGACCUCUAAAUGUCGAAGGAACAUUAAACCUGCUGAGUUCAGAACCUGCUCGACUGAUUUACUUCAGUAACACGUCCUCAGAGGGCGACCUCACCAUCCCGGAGACGUCGGACCACAGCAGGAAGUUGAUGGUUCGAACUCGCAGCAAGAGGAAGUUUCUUUUUAAAGUUCCUGAGGAGGAGCGACUUCAGCAGAGGAGGGAGAUGCUCAGGGACCCGGAGCUCCGGUCCAGGAUGAUUUCUAACCCGACAAACUUUAACCACGUUGCUCACAUGGGACCAGGAGAUGGGAUGCAAGUUCUCAUGGACCUUCCUCUGAUUGGUGAUGGUGCCUGCCUCUCGCCCUCCCCCUCUCCCUCUCCCUCUUCCUCCUCCUCCCGUCACACCCUCAUCUCUCCUCCCUCCAACUUUGAGCACGUCUAUCACAUGACGUCGGCAUCGGCCGGCGCCUUCUUGCAGAAAGACGCCUCCUCUUCCUCCUCCUCCCAGCAGAGCCUCCUGCAGCCCUCCUCCUCUUCCUCCUCUCCCUCCAUCUCCUCUUUGGGAAGGAGUGUGAUGCCCUCCUCUCAGGACGACUCAUUGAAAGAUAAGCCCCGCCCCCUGUCCAGUAUCUCCCGGCAACACAGAAGCAAGACGCACAUCACCCGCACCGCAUCAGAUUUUGGGGGUGGAGCUCGUAGCGUCUCUGAACUCGACCAGGACCUGGACCGAGAGCCGGACUCAGACUCGACCAAACACUCGACUCCCUCUAACAGCUCCAACCCCAGCAGCCCUAACUCGCCCCACCGCAGCCGCCUCACCCUGGACAGCCUGGACUUUGAGCCCUAAGGCCCCGCCCCCUGCACACAUGAAGGGCUGAGGCAGCCAAUCAGGCUGCAGACAGAGACUUAACAUUUUACUCUGAUGAUUUUAUUGUGACGGGAUCAGUCUGAGCUUCCUGCUGCUUUUACUUUUUGGGAUUUUACCUGCUGGGAAGCCCCACCCCCUGAUAUUAACCCCGCCCCUGCUGACUGCUGCUGUGUUGACCUUUACUCUGAUUGGCUCCGUGGGACCAAUCUCCUCCUCCUCACCCCUACAGAACUUUGAGCUGAGCUUUAGCCUUUAGCUGCUGAGGUGGAACAGCCUGACGGACGGAGGUCUCCCUCUGAUGGAAAAACACUGUAUGAAAUGACGUUAAAGUUUUGUUAAGUUGCACAUCUUCAUCAUUUUAUUCGUUGUGGUUGUAGAAAAAUUCUUUAAUUUUGUGUCAAUGAUAAUCUUUCCCGACCCCGCCCUCUGACUUCAGGUGGGUGGGGUCACACCUUAACACUACUGCUUCUUCCAGAAUCACCAGGUAAAAUGUUUGUAACUAAACGUUUAGCAGCCGAACACAAACACAAUAAAAGUAUCUGAAGAGA